Molecule: messenger RNA, 1391 nt
Organism: Stegodyphus dumicola
Lineage: Eukaryota; Metazoa; Arthropoda; Arachnida; Araneae; Eresidae
Product: carboxypeptidase B-like
Biological process (GO): proteolysis
Molecular function (GO): zinc ion binding; metallocarboxypeptidase activity
Source: RefSeq, a predicted model, not a curated record
GGAACCUUGAUAGAUUUUAUAAAUACCACAAAAUUAAAGUGAAGAUUUCGAUUUUUCGGAUACCUGGCCACAUGAAAAAAUGCUGAAAACUCUGUUCGCAGUCUUGACCCUUGGGCUGAUUGUUUUGUCGAGUGCUAAGCAUGUCGACUACUCUGGGCACAAAGUCAUCAGAGUAACACCUAGAUCGGAGGAGGAUUUGGUGUUCCUGCACAAACUCCGCAGUGAUUAUGGGGUCGAUCUGUGGAAUGAGCCUAGAGUUGUCGGCGUAGAUGUCAUGAUUCAUCUGAAGCCAGAAAUGAUUAAUGAAAUCGAAGAAGCUCUGAGAAAAUACGGAAUGGAAUUUGAAGUCGCCUUUUAUGACUUACAAAGUGUCAUUAUGUCCGAAAGGAUCCUGAAUGCCCCAUCGAAUUACAGCAGGUCACAGGCUUUUGACUUCGGCAAAUACAAUCCAUAUGAUGAUGUGAUUCACUUGUUAGCAGAACUAAGCACAAGUUACCCUAAAGUUGCAAAGCUUCAAACUAUCGGGCAUUCAUAUGAAAAUCGACCCAUUUACAAUCUCAAGAUCAGUUCCGGUGAUUCAUCUGCCAAGCCUGCCAUUAUGAUGGAAUGCGGAAUCCACGCCAGGGAAUGGUCAUCUGUGGCUGCCUGCGCUUAUCUGGUCAAUCGGUUAGUAACCAAAUAUGGCUCUGAAUCUGUGGUCACGAAUUUGCUGGACAAAUAUGAAUUCAAUAUCGUUGUUGAAUCCAACCCUGAUGGUUAUGUAUACACCUGGCAAGCGGAUCGUCUAUGGAGAAAAACCAGAUCUCACAGCAGCCUCGAUUUCUUAGGCGUAUGCAGGGGAGCUGAUGCUAACAGGAACUUCGAUAUCGAGCAUUGUGGCGUUGGAACUUCCCUUAAGCCUUGUGACGAUAUUUUCUGUGGAGACAAACCUUUUUCUGAAAGCGAAGCACGAGCUCUGAGAGAUCUCAUGGUUACAUUAGGUAGCCGCCUGAAAGCUUACUUCUCCAUCCACGCCUUUUCUCAACUAUGGAUGACACCUUACGGAAUAAAGAAGACAUUGCCUCCUGAUUAUGCUGAGAUGGAGCGUGUUGGAAAGGCAGGUGCUAAAGCUUUAGCUGCGAAAUACGGUACUCAAUACAAAGUAGGAUCUAUUGCGAAUAUCAUUUAUGAAGCAGCAGGCUCGUCCGUGGAUUAUGCCUACGUUAAGGAAAACGUCAAAUUAUCUUUUGCUCUAGAGCUCAGGGAUACGGGUCGAUAUGGUUUCUUCCUGCCACAGAAGUUGAUCCUACCUAUGUGUGAAGAGACAUUCGAUGGACUGGUAGGAGCCAUCCAGGCUAUCUAAACGACGUUUCCUACUCUGAAUUAAGAGUGAAUAAAGUGUUUAAUAAAAA